Molecule: messenger RNA, 9262 nt
Organism: Bacillus rossius redtenbacheri
Lineage: Eukaryota; Metazoa; Arthropoda; Insecta; Phasmatodea; Bacillidae
Product: alpha-N-acetylgalactosaminidase
Exons: 10
Coding region: 380-1702 (440 amino acids)
Biological process (GO): oligosaccharide metabolic process; glycoside catabolic process
Cellular component (GO): cytoplasm
Molecular function (GO): alpha-galactosidase activity
Source: RefSeq, a predicted model, not a curated record
GAUGAUAUGUUAUCAAAAGGCGUCGACUAAUAAAAGGCAUCUAGUGCUGUUGUGGGCAGAAGCCGAUAACCAUUCAACCAAAAUUAAAAAUUAAUUCAAUUGAAAAAAGCGCCUGUGUAGUGUAACCUGAUUGUAUGUUCUGAUUUGGUUGGGACAGACUACCGGAACUUGUGAGUUAUUUUCCCCGCGCUGUAUCACACUUUAGCAUCUAACUAAACGCACAUGGGUGUUUUAAGAAUUGAGGUUAAGUACGUGACGUAUCGUUCGACCGCGCGGUGGAAGUUAUGUAUUCACAUCACGUUUUAACUUGUGAUAAGAAUUUGUCACACAGUAGGUGGCACUUUGUGUCCUCGUUCUACAUAUUCGCCUGCCCCUCGAGAUGAAGUACGGUGCGUUGUUCGUCGCGGUGUUUUGCACGGCGCUGACCGGAGUGGUGGGUCUCGAGAAUGGAGUGGCGCGCACGCCCCCAAUGGGGUGGCUGUCCUGGGAGAGGUUCAGGUGCAACACGGACUGCAAGAACGAUCCGGAGAACUGCAUCAGCGACCGCCUGUUCCGGACCAUGACGGACCUGGUGGUUUCGGAAGGCUACGCGGCCGCCGGCUACCAGUACAUUAACAUAGACGACUGUUGGCUGGAGAAGGAGCGCAACUUCCGCGGGGAGCUGCAGCCCGACAGGGAGAGGUUCCCCUACGGCCUGCGGAACCUCGCCGACUAUGUUCAUGCAAAAGGUCUCAAGUUCGGCAUCUACGAGGACUUUGGGAACUACACGUGCGCCGGCUACCCGGGCAUCCUGGGCUACCUGGAGACGGACGCCAACACCUUCGCCAGCUGGGACGUGGACUACGUGAAGCUGGACGGCUGCUACUCCCACCCCCGCGACAUGGACCGCGGUUACCCUGAGUUCGGCUACCACCUGAACCGCACGGGGCGGGCAAUGGUGUACUCUUGCAGUUGGCCGGUCUAUCAGAUAUACGCCGGCAUGGCGCCAAAUUUUACAUCCAUUAUAGAGCACUGCAACUUGUGGCGCAAUUUCGACGACAUCCAGGACUCGUGGUCCAGUCUGGAGAGCAUCAUCGACUACUACGGGAACAACCAGGACGUGAUCGUGCCGAACGCCGGGCCCGGCCACUGGAACGACCCGGACAUGCUGAUCAUCGGUAACUUUGGGCUGAGCUACGAGCAGUGCAAGACGCAGAUGGCCCUGUGGGCGAUCCUGGCGGCCCCCCUGCUCAUGUCCGUGGACCUGCGCACCAUCCGGCCCGAGUACAAGGCCAUCCUGCAGAACAAGAAGAUCAUCGCUGUCGACCAGGACCCGCUGGGCUUCCAAGGUCGCAGGAUCUACAAGCACAACGGCAUUGAGAUAUGGGCCCGUCCCAUUACUCCGGUGCAACAGAACUACUUCUCGUACGCCGUGGCGUUCCUGAACCGCCGGACGGACGGGACUCCCUCGGACGUGGCCGUGACGCUGAAGGAGCUGGGCCUGGUUUACCCCGGCGGCUACGUUGUCGAGGAUCUGUACGAAAACGUGAAUUAUGGGCUUCUAACACCAUCAACCAAAAUCAAGGUCAAAGUCAAUCCUUCAGGUGUUGUGAUCCUCCGCGCUGACUUGCAGCCGUCGUUUCAGAAGUACCGCCCGGUGUUCCCGCCUCAGAGCACGUACGAUCCCUAUCAAGUGUUCCAGGUGCAACGAAACUAUUUCUAGUGUUUGAAAUGUGUAUAAUGUGUGCAGAAAUGUUCCCAGUGAGAUCGAGAAAGACUACCAUCAUUCCAUUGUUAUAUAUUCACGGUAUGUGUGUGUGUGUUUGUGUGGAGUAAAUUAAUUUUUUUUUUUUAAAUAUAUUUAGUGUAUUGUAAAAUCAAAUUCAAGUAACCAGUAUAGUGCCAAACACUUUCCAGUAUACAGAAAUGUAUUUAUUAAACUGUUUAUGAGCUAUCCCUCACUUCUUUGGUGCAGAUGACGACAUAGUCGGUAAUUAAGUAUCUUUCUUAUGUUUUAUUUUUACAACAUGAGUUAUUGUUUGCUGCACAAGUGAGUGUAUAAUACUUGCUCUCUUGAAUUAAUUAAUCUAUUAUUAUAGCUUUUUUUAUAAUAAGUGUGAAUUUCUGCACAAAUUGAUGAAAAAUAAUUACGUAGUAGUAUAUUUGUGUGGCAGAAGUUUAUAGUUGCAACAGUAAAGCAAUGUCGACCUCAUGGUUUGAAAAAUUUAAUUCAAAAUCUGCAGUGUAACCUGGGUGGUUCUUAAAUCCACCCUUUAAGAGCACUAUACACCUGGUCUGCCGAGAUGUCUAAGUGAGACAGCCCUGGAGUAUUAAGGGUGAAGCUUGCACGUGAAACUGGCAUGCAGUGUUUUCUAUGGAGUCUUGUCUCAGUUUGCUACAUGUCCUCAUUCAACUAGGCCUGUGCGACACUUCAAGCUGAGGGGAAUCAAUCAAAGAUCUUUUUAAUAUUCAAUUUGACUUCACCAGGAAAUUUGUUAUUCAUUUUAUUUGAAGCUUCGGUUGUUAUGCAAAGAUUUGCGUCUGCCAUGAAAAUUCGCAAAGCCUAAAAAAACAUUGGAAGCCUAAGAUAUGCUCAUGACCAUAUAUAAUUUUUUUUAGUGUUGUAUAUGUUUUGCUUGAAUAAAUUGGUUACUUAAAAAAUCAAAAGAAGGCGCUCUGUUUGCUUUUAUGAAUGCUCAAUAUUGAUAUUAUGCAUGGUUAUUUCAUAAUUUUUGUGAAUGUUGUUAUAUAUAGGGCUCACUUGGUGAGUUCUAACAUUACAAAUGUGUAACUUUUUUUUUCUAUUUCAGUCUUCUAUUUUGUCAAAUAAGUGUAAUACAUUUUCGUCGCGAGUUAAUAUUCACAUUUCGAUUCGACUUUGCGAAUAAUUUAAACAUUCGAUUUAAUACUUGCUUCACAUAAAAAAAGGAUUAUUUGCACAGGCCUACAUUCAUUGUUUGAGAUUGUGUGUCAAACAUAGCAUCCUUAAAAAUGAUGGUGAAGGCAAUAGAUGAGACAUUUUCACUUGGAUAAAAAUUAUACUAUAUUAUAAUACUAUAAUACUAUGUGAACAGUUUCUUACAUGCUAUUAAUAAAUGAUAAUAGAGUAUUAAAAAAACUCAUAAAUCUGUAAGUUUUUAAAUUGAAUGCUGUCUACUAAAUCUUGUCACAAUUCUUAGCAGCCAGGUGUGAAGGUCUCUUGUUUGUAGUUGUGGGUUAAUUAAUACAUUAUAGUUAUCAUAAUACAGUAUAUAGCUUCUGGGGUGUUGUUUGAAUAUGAUUCCUUUUGUGUCAUUGACACUUGUGUGAUCUCUUAAUUGUGUUGGCAGCAUUAGACCCAUAAAUGAGCAGGAAUCAAUUGUGUGGGUUGAUGGUCAGUAUGUAAGGAAUACAGGAAACACGUGCCAGAACCAUGUUUCAGUGAAGGAAAGGUUCAACUUCAUUAAAAAUAAUUUGUUAGUUGAAAAUGAAACAAAUGAAAUGAGAAAUGUGCAUCUCUGGCUUGUGGCAGGGUUUACAUGGAUGAGGUAAGGGGAGGCAGGUCAGGGACAGAUUGUAUUUGGUGUGGGAAAUGGGAAUACCCCGAGUAAACCAGCGGGUUCACUGCAACGUCUGUCGCUUUUACCCCGCUUGGAAACGAUUCUGGUUCGAUCCGGAAUUGAAUCUGGAAGGCUGCAGUGACGGUACUAAUUUCACAAGUGACAUCAUUACUUCAUUGAUCUGGGGAGCCGAAUGAAAAGAGUUCAUUUCAAUGGCUUGCUGCUGAUUAAUUACCUAAAUAUAGUUUGUUAGUUUCUAAUCCUAGAAGCAGUGAAUGAUAGUUACCCUCCCCAGUUAUUCUACAGCUAGCAGCUACAGUAUUAGUAGCUGAGAAGUUAAUUUAUUGUUUUCUGAUGGUACCUGAUGAAAAAUUGUAUUUUUGAAUGCUGAAUCAAUUUUAGAAGUUGGCUUGACUAGGAAAGUGUGCGUAGUUUUUUUACAGUUUGAGUAUAUCUGGUUUUUAUAAUGAAUGGUCGGUAUUGACUAUUUUGUAGCUUUCAUAAAAUAGUUUUCUGUGAUUUUUCUUAUCUUAAAAAUAUAUAAUAUAAAGGAGAAAAAAUUGUAACAUGUAUCAAUAAAAGAAAAAAAUAAUAAUUUUUUAAUAUGUGAACAUGUUGCAGUGUUUGCAGUUUUGUGUGAUUAUGUUUAGAUGCAACUGCAGGAGCCGUAGCAAUUUUGUAAAAUGUUAGCAUGAUAAAAUUACGAUUGUCUGUUUUGUGAACAAAAUUGUUUAUUUUUCUCACUGGGCAGUGCUAGAAGUAAUUAAUUUUAAUUAUGAUUGAUUCUUGUUUUAAUCACAAUACUAAAUAGGCUGUGUUUCUGGUACCAUAUAACGAUGUAACAAUUCAUGGGAUACUUUAAAAUGUAAUAUUUAUGAAGUCUGUGCAAAAUACAAAAAAAAAUUUGGAACGCUUCAGUGAGAUAGCGUGCGUUCAGUUUUUUUAUUUUUUAUUAAAAGAAUUGUGGUAUAAUAAAUCAUCAAAAAUGAACUUGCGUACAUGAUGUAAUACCCCUAGUGUCUUAAAGAAUAAUUAAAUAAUAAGGUUAAAAGAUUUGGAAGCUUUGAUUACUGAGGCCCUCAAUUAAUAACUAUAAAAGUCAACAACAGAGGCGACACUAGGAGUAAACAAAGAAAAUUUAGGGACUCCCUACAAAUACUUGGGAGUAAAAGGAUCGUCAUUAUAUAUUAAAUAAGUAAAAACAACUGUUACGUCUAUAGACUUCCUUAUUUUAUUAAUCAUUGUUCUUUUUUUUUGAUAGAUUAAAUUUUCCUUAGUAAAGUCUGUUUUUCAUUGAUAAGUGAUCUUAUUUACAUAACUCACAAUUACACUUAUUAUAUGAUAUUCCUUAACGUUAUUUACGAUAGAGCCGGCCCUUAAUGUAUAACAAAAAUUAAAAUAUUUAACAACAAGACUGAAAUUAACAUUGGUAACUUUAAAGUUUGUACAUAUAGUCCUUCCAAAACAUAAUAUAAAUUUCUUCUCCUCGAACUGCCUUUUACUGUCCGCUGUCUUAUCUGGGUUACACUAAUCUUGGGUUCGUGAAUAAAAAGAUAGAAUUAUGCGGGUAUCACCCGGGGCUGUAGGUAGACGGUGAUCAAGGUAGUAGGCCUAAUGAUGUUGGAUACUGCGCAGGAACCGACUCCAGAGGUUCUGGCAGAGGAUUUUGGUUGCCCCAAACUUGGAACCCUGUCUGAAACAACAGUCCAAAUUCCAAAGAAUUAGACCUGUUUCCAGACAGUAUACUUAAAUGGCGCAAAAGGCCAAUAGAGGGAAAUUAAAGGGGGGGGGAAUGACGUCAAGACUUACCAAAACAGGGUGUUGGUCCUGGCGCUCAGGAGAGGGCGUCUCGUCUCCGCAAACUCGAACCACGAUUCGCGGUAGCCACGGAAGUCAUCAUGAUUAAUUAAAAAAAAAUAAUUUAUAUAAAAAUACUAAGUUUCUCUACAUUCAACUAAACUACUGACUGGUUAAUAAUUUUAGCUAGGGACUCCAUCCCUUUAGUCUGAGAAGGCUACAUAAUAUACGAUGUCGAUGAUUCGCAGAAGAUCGCAGAUACAAACGGUACCAGUCAGUCCGGAGGCGCGCACCGAAGUAAGUUCAGAGCGGGAUCUCACCAGGAUAUCAUAAGCGCGGGGUCUCUAGAGAAUGGGAGGGGGGUAGGCUCUGAGCCGAAAAUUAUCGAGCCCACCCGAAGGUGUCCGGCAUAAAAAAAUUAGAUCUUACUGGAGUGACUGCGCGACUGAGGCGCUAUCUUUUGGUGGCGAGAGGAAGUACUAAUAAAUCAACUUGUGACCGACGAGAGUGUCAAGCUAGGGCGUAAUGGAGUAACCAGUGGUGCCACCUAGCGGCCUGAGACAUAAGGAGGGGAGAGAGGUUGUCGUUACCUCCGCGCGAGCGCGGUAGUGUCGGCGCUGCCGACGCCUCACCAGUGGCAUUAGUUACCACAGCCGUCGCUAGGUGUCGUUAAGGUGCAGAAUCGUAACUGCGGCUGUGAAGCCUGAGAUGGCCUUGAAUUCGGUUAACGCACUCGAGCGGUCGUCGCUCCUAGCCACUUCUGAGAAGAGAGGGUGGGUGAGCAGGCGGGGGGGUGGCUUCAAAAAACGCAUGGUCUGUGGGACACAAGGCCCACGGGAUCCUCCUGUCGUGUCUUGCUGCUAGUGAACCUUAUACCGAUUCGUGACAGAGUUAGCAGGGCUCAGCACUGCUUCACAAGCUGCUAUAGGCAAAAGAAGACCCGCGAAGAAAUAACGUUACCGGCUCCGACGUGCCUGGAGGCGGGAGAAAUAUUAGCCAGAAUGCUAGCCUAGCAUGAGGCUGGGAAAGAAAAUCAGCUCGCCUCUGAGAACAGAGGCUGAGGGCCUGGCCGUAAAGAAAAUAAGAUGAGAGAAAAAAAAUAAUAAUAUUUCCAAAAAUAUUUAAGAUUACAAAAUUUUUAAAUAAAACGUGCCUAAAUACCUAAUACACGGCACAAUGAUUUUUUUGUUCCUCGCAGUAGAAGACUUAAAAUUGGAAUUUGUUUGGUAUUGUAAUCUUAUGUACAGUUAAAGUUAAAAUUUAAAUUAAAUUUAAGAAUAUUCUGUUUGCUACUUAUCAUUACACUUGCAAGUCCUCAACCAGAGUAAAUUAUUGUUUGUUGUGUAAUGUUUUGUUGUUCGUAACGUCAUUAUACUGUGUUCCAACAUUUGAAGUAUUUUCAUAGUUUAUUGGUUGGUGUUGUUAGCAAAAAUUGUAAUGUUGGCGUAUACUUUUUUUCUUUUCUUUUUUACUGGAGGCCAUAUUACUUCUGUGUUAGUUACAGAACUUUUAUUUGAAUGAAAAUAGUAGGUAUUGUGUGUGUCAUUGGCAUAAUUCGUGACUAGCAAUGUAACUUCAGCGACUGGUGGUGUGCUGCAUGCUGCCAUGUUGGCACCACUUGCUUCAUGCCUCGAGCUGCUUUCUAUGAACUGUUGUGUGAACUACACGUAGACAAACCGGGGAUUACUGUGAAGCUGCUGCGACUAGUCACCGUCAUGACCAAUCAUCGGAACAGGCAGCCAUGGCAGUUGUCAGUCGCUGCUCGGCUGUGUGACAGGCAAUAGUACUUGGUAGCAUGGCUCUUUGCAGCUCUCUUGUUCGCUUCUGUUCCCAGUGUUUGCACACUUCCAAGCCAGAGAUUAAAGCUUUCAAUAAGUAAAAUUCAAAAUUGUGAAAAUGGCCUUAGAAUAAAUACCUCUUGAGGAGAAUGGAAUUUCCAUCCAAAGCUCUGCUCACUGUGCAAGUCUAUUAAUUUUGUAGCAGUUUUUUUAAACUUUUAUUUUAGCCUUUAGUGCUGGUCGAAAGAACGUUACCUGUCCCUGGUGUGUGUUUUGAGGACAGAAAAUGUAGAAGUGUUUAAUAACUGCUAACAAUCAUCUCUGCAGUUCGUGUACUCAAAGAUAUUCGCUAUUAAUGAAUAAUUUGAUCAUCAUUUCAAAUUGAAUUAUUGUUAGAAUUAUUUGCUACCUACACCUUGUCGGACAUAUUCACAAAAUAAAAUUAUUAAAAAAAAAUGUUACAUGUAUGAGGUUAAUAUGAUUUAUUGAAAAAUUUAGACUUGCACUGCAACAUUAUUCACACGUUGUUUUAUAUUCAACAAAUAAUCAAUGAUUAUGAUUUAAAAUUAUUAAUAAAUUUCUAUUUUAAGUAUGUAACCAGAUCAAUGAAACAACUUUCGAACUGAAAAAUUAUUAGUUUAAGAAACUGCACUGAUGGUUAUUUUUUUCUUUUAAAUUUUCUGUAUUUCUCACGUCGUCGUAAUGGUUCCAUGUAUUUUUAUUUGAUUGUAUGUUAACAUUUGAUUACAAAAAUAUUCAAUGGUAGUGAAUAUUGCGAUAUUCUAUUCAAAAUUCUAUUCAAAUCAAAAAUUAGUAUUCACAGAAGCCGAAGUGGAACUCACGUAAAAUAAAUACAGGUCCCCUUCGCAGGUACUGGAGUAGAAUCAUCAUGGUCUCCCGGAAAAGUGUCAGCUCAGCUACAUGUACUGUUAGCUUGGGCAGGAUAGGCUGACCAGUGAUGCAAAAAGAACCAGUUUUGAAAAUGUGUGCUAUACUCAUCCUGUAAACACAGCUAAUAUUAGUUUCUACACAAUAUUCAAUAAUUUAAGGUGGAAAUAUUUCAGGUUAAAAGCUCAUGAGUUUAAGUUUGCUUGUAGUGCUCACUCAAAAUUGCAAGUGUCGAGGCACUGAUUGGCGAAAUUGCAAAGUGCGUCUUGAAAUAAUGCUUAUGUGUUUCUUUUCUUUUUCAAUACCUACAUUUUCUUUCCCCGUGAUUAAUUGCUGAAAGGCUGUGAUAUAGGCGAGUGUGAAGUUGUGUAUUUGUGCACAAAUUGUACUCUGCAAUAUGUGUUGUGGUUAACACAUGUGUGUUUUUAAACAAGGAUCUGUGUACAGUUGGCUCUCUUUUAAUCUGGCGUUAUUUAGUUUGGCGCAGUCAGUAAUCUGACACUGAUCAAACUGCUCGUGUUUGAAUUAUUUUUGGUUGGUUCGAUCGUUUGUUGGUCUUGACACAAUGUGAUAUCAGAUACUUAUUUAAGUUGUUACACUCGUGUUUAUUUUUUCUUGCCAUAGGACAGCUUACUUCUAUAUACUUUUUUAAAUAUGAUUGUACAGUAGUGUCUUGAUUAACAGAGUUAAUGUGGACCGCGUCAGCUUUGAAUAUGCAAAAUCUCAGCUAGCACGGAUAUACAUAAUAAGAAAAUUGUCAUGGUUUUCAGCUGACCCAAUAUUAUCAUUUUCGGGGUGAUGUUUGUCCAGCUUUUCUUCAGUGUAGAUUCUUUCAUGUCACUCAAUGAUUUCCCUAACCAGUAAAUGGCUUCUUGAAGGUUAAUUUUCAUUAGGCUUCCCACAACAGUUGGAUUAUUUUUUAGGUCCUCAAGCAGAUGUUUCAACAGUCUUUACUGGUAAUACGGAUAAUACGGAACCUCAAUUAAUCGAAAGUAGAUUAAACAAGAUUUUGCUGUACUGCAUAUUAAAUUUUAUUUGGUAUUCCAUUUAAACUGUAUUGACUUAAUAAUCAGGGGAAAAAUUGCUAAUCCAGCAUAGCCGUGAUCCCGAAUGUGCUGGAUUAAAGGGCCUUUACUGUAAUAGUUAUCAUUUUUAUUUUACUUGUUGUUUUGAGAUGAUUACAUCACCUUUAUCCUGAAAUUGUAUGCUUAUAAAAAAUAUAUGUACCUACUUUGAAGCACCUGUAUUUCCUGUGAAUCAAUGAAGAAAAUUAGAAAAUCA